Messenger RNA from Capsicum annuum, 2195 nucleotides. RefSeq names its product F-box protein At4g02760. NCBI's taxonomy places the organism in Eukaryota, Viridiplantae, Streptophyta, Magnoliopsida, Solanales, Solanaceae. The record is from RefSeq and is a predicted model, not a curated record. The coding region runs from base 117 to 1736 and encodes 539 amino acids. The transcript is spliced from 13 exons. Gene Ontology annotation, molecular function: protein binding.
AUUCCACGUCAGCAUAUUCUACGUCACACGUGUCGCCAUAUUAUUCUAAAUUAGGAAUUUCAUACUUGUUUCACCAAUCCACUUUCCGGGUCCCACUCUCUCACUCUCCACUUCGCAUGGAAACUCUCCUUCUCCACCGCUCGUCACCGGCGGCGGUGGCGGCGAUACCUAACCCGAACCCGAAACGUCCCUGCUGCUCCUCCGCUUCCGGCCUAAACCCUAGUUUCACCACCAGUUCGAACACUUCCAAAUCAAAUAUCGAUGUCGACGUGCUAUUGGAAUCGUUUCUCGGCCUCUCUGAAUCGUCCAUUGACCUAUCCUUCGAUCGAAUUCUCAGUUUCAAAGCUUCCUAUUCGGAGCAGGAUGAUGUGAUAGACCGCGCACUUCAAUUAGGAUCUGCACUUGUUGAAGCAGGCAGACGAUCGGCUCGCAAGCGCGCUUCCAUGCAUAACGGCGUCGUUUGGGCACUUCCUUCCGAUCUAACUAUAAAAGUGUUCUCAUUACUUGACACACAAAGUUUGUGUUAUGCUGCGGCCGCAUGUUCCUUUUUCCAAAAUUGUGCCGCGGACCCUGCAUGCUACGUUGAUAUUGACUUGAUCACAGUGGUUCCGAGAGUCAAUAAUGCUGUUGUGGCAACAAUGGUUCAGCGUGCUGGAAAAGUGCCUCAGUCUCUUAAGCUGGGCUGUGUACCUGGGCCGCUUGCUUCAUCAUCGGGUUCGUCUCAACCAUUGGUAAAUUGUAUAAGGAAAUCUACAGAUACUGCACGGUUCUCAUGGAAUGAUAAGAGGUCCAGGCAGGGGAAAGAGUCUUCUAUUCUUACACGGUCUUGCCUGGCACCUCUGAGUGCUAAUGGUGAAAGUACUCCAGGGGCUUGCUUGAGAAGGUUGCACCUGUACAAUAUUGAAAGACUGGAUAGUACUUCACUUACUGCUGCAUUGUCAGCUUGUCCAUCUCUGCUUGAUCUGGAAAUUGUUGGCCUUAAUGUGGAGUCAAGGCAGACACUGGAAUCUAUAAGUACAUUUUGUCCCCUGAUUGAGCGUAUAUUCUUUGAAUCGUCAAAAACAGGUCGAGACGACAGUUUGAAAUUGCCGACAUGCAAUGAUCUUGUGAACAACUGUCCUCACCUAUCUUCAUUGUCCCUAAGGGGAUUUAGGUUGCAUGACUACAAAGCUCGCGUACUCAUUAAGGGAUUUCGUAAAUUGAGGUACAUUGACUUUUCAACAUCCUAUUCGAUUACUGGUGCUUUUCUCAAGAAUCUAGGAGGAGGCAGUGCAAGUGGGAGCUUACUUCAGGUAUUGAUUCUGAGGGAUUGCAUGCAUUUGAAAGAAGUGGAAGUAGCAAGGUUCUUAGAAGCAGUGCUUGCAGGGGAUUUUGGGCAUCUAAAUUAUCUUGAUAUAUCUAAUCGAGAGGGCCUGGUAUCUGAAGGUGACCGGAAUCAUCGAUGCUAUAGCCCUAGUUUUAUUCCUGUUGCGCGAUUGUUGGACGAAAGGCCCAAUUUAUGUGUUCUAGCAGAGUUUCCGUUGGAAGGCAGCUUUAAUGAUAUUGAAUUUGACAGCGGUGAUAUGGAUAGUGAAAUGAACUUGCCAUCACACUUGAUUAUGAGUACAUCUGAUAGCUCUGCUUCAUUCAUGAGUAUAUCUGAGAGCAGUUAUAGUAGUGAUCCAAGUAGUGGCAGCGAUGAUAGUUCAUCCGGGUAUGACGAAAGUUCAGAUGAUGUGGACCACGUUUCCAUCUGAGAUAGGAAUGCCCUUUCACAAGUGUUGAUUGCACGACAUCCGUGUUAUUUUUUGAAUUGUUCAUGGGGAGAGUAUGCUGUAGUAUAGCAUCUGCUGGCACAGUUUAACAUGGGAUGAUAGUGGAGUCAAAUUGAGAUCGAACUCACACUCUCACAUCGCCUCUUCUUUACCUGCCUCGUAAGGUUGCCGGGAAUUGCUUUACUGAAGGGAUGCAGUCUCAAAUUAUUUGCUAGAUAGAACGAGGAUAGUUUUUUCUUCUCUUUCCCUUGUGAGCAGUCUGUUUCGAGUCUCUGAUGUGGUGAAUUCAUUUAUCAGCUGUAUACUGCUGAUCAAUUUUUGCUUGGGAUCUGCUUACAAUGUGGUAUAAUUCGUGCUAUUAACUGAAAUGCUGUUACCUGAUAAUCGACAACUUAGCGCACAUAUAAUAAUUCCUUUUUAAGUGGUGACUGUUUUACGCCA